AUGUCUUCCCGUAAGCAUGUCAAGCCUUCAAGUUCGCGCACAAAACCCAAGGAUUCACGUUCGUCUACUCGUGCCGUCAAGGAAAGUGACUAUGACCUUGUUGUCAAAGCAAUCCGCGUAACCGUUCACACUACAGGCAAAUUCUUCGAAAGCGACAUUCGCAGUGGUAACCAUGCCUCGAUCUUCCUUCUAACAUCAAAUGAUGCUUCAGUCCGCCUUAACAUGACAAAAACAUCAGCAGACGCCACGAUGGGCACAUAUGAGAUAAAAUAUUGCAGUUACCAAAGAACAAAUAGUUCGCUAAGAGACUUCGAUCUCACAGCUACCAGUCAAGGCUUAACAGUUGGGCACGUUUUGCAGCUGAUCGAAAAGAAGAAGCGUGAUGAGUAUCAGCUAGCUCGCAGCGGCCUGGGCUGUAGACACUGGGUGAAAACGGUUAUUAGAGAUUUUAAUGAUGCCGGAUUUAUCUCAUCUUCGAGCCCUCUUACAACCGAAGAUGCUGUUAACGGCUUGAGAUAUAACUACUCGAAAGGCAAAAAUCCUGAGCUAGAAGAGAUUGAUCCGGGCACUUUCGUAACAGACAUACCAAAAAAAGUGAAUAGAAUAAGACACACUAAUACAAAAGACUCUGAAUCUGGAUCACACGGAAGAACGGGUUCCGGUUCUGGAUCUGUAAAACGUCGUUGA
This is a messenger RNA of Botrytis byssoidea, 687 nucleotides long. RefSeq lists its product as uncharacterized. NCBI's taxonomy places the organism in Eukaryota, Fungi, Ascomycota, Leotiomycetes, Helotiales, Sclerotiniaceae. The record is from RefSeq and is a predicted model, not a curated record. The transcript is spliced from 2 exons. The coding region runs from base 1 to 687 and encodes 228 amino acids.